UUUAAUGUUCAAAUUUAAAAUCUCGAGCAGAAACUAUUUUGUAAUGUACAUUUUUAUGCAUUACGAUUGCAAAAUCCAGUCGCUGGUCGCGGCUUAUCAUACAAUUUAUGCCUUUUACCUCUAUAAAAAUGUGCUAAAAGUAAAUUUGUUUCAUAUCGAAUAAAAAUAAAAGUUUUCUUAAGUUUGCACCGUAAGGGCAAUGUUGCGGUUUGCGCUGCUCCUCAAUUUACUAUUAUGUCCGUUGGUGAUAUCAAAGCAUAAAUCCUCCGAAGACGACGAUUUGGGAGGAGGUCUGGUGUCAGCGCUGAGGAAUGACGUCAACUUGGACCUGUCCAUGGAUGAGGAGUACGAGGACCUUAGGGCGGAGUUGCUGGCCUACCACACGGCACUAGCCUCCCUCGCCACGGGUCGUAGAUCCAUGAAAACGACACCAUGCUGGAAGUUGGGUGGUAUAUGUAUUGAACACAAAAUGUGUGUCGGUCACAAGUACCUGACCGAAGUUCCUGGCUGCAAAAACAACUUAGAAGUUUGCUGCUUUACAUGGAACAAUUUCCAAGUAAGAGACAUGAGAGACGAAGGAAUCAGUGUAGUGGCGAUGCCAUGGACAAGUCAAAGGGAAGUGGGCGGACUAGGGGUAGUAAGCCCGCACGAUUCCGAGGAAAACAGACACGGGCACGGGCACGGCCACGAGCACGGCCACGGGCACGGCGGUAACCAUGAUAAAAACCAUCAUUCUCCACACUCACACACACACGCACAUAAACCACCACAUAAUUUACAAACCACAGAAGUCUCACAAGAAGAUGAAUACGAUAAUGUACCUGAAAAUGGAAAACCUCCCGUAGUAGUGAUUUUGAGGACCAAAAAGAAAUAAUAAUUGCAAACCUCAGUGUUAAGGGAAACACCAAGAUUAUUAUUUUUGAUUUCACGUGAUAUGAUUCUGUAUUGAAACAAUGUUGUAAAAUAUUUCAACCAAAACAUUAAAUGUCUUAUCGGACGUUGUUCUUUUCUUAAUUAAAAAGUCAAUCGAAUAAAGUUUUUUUAUUUGUUUUUUUUUCCUUUGAUCACCUGAAUUGUAAUGGAAAGAUAAAGUCAUGUUUCUGUUGGGCGGAGGAGUUGUUAUGUUACUUGUGAGUAAUGUGCUGGGCCAGGUUGACGAGUCUCGUCUGCCUCCGAAGUUGCCUGACAAUUACAAGGAUAUAUUCGUAGCAGGGCAAAGCGGGAAACCAACGCUCGGUCAGUUGAAACUCUUAAAACACUUCACAUGACAUUAAUUCAAAAUGGACAUGUUCAUGAGUACUGCCUAUCAAACACAAAAAAUAUAGGGUGUACUGAAAAUUUAUACGACUAAUCAUUUAGCGACCAAGUUUGUUGCUUUUCAAGAAGUGGAUUUACCGAU
This is a messenger RNA of Trichoplusia ni (cabbage looper), 1399 nucleotides long. RefSeq lists its product as uncharacterized. The record is from RefSeq and is a predicted model, not a curated record. Bases 200 to 874 code for a protein of 224 amino acids. The transcript has 2 exons. NCBI's taxonomy places the organism in Eukaryota, Metazoa, Arthropoda, Insecta, Lepidoptera, Noctuidae.